GCGAUAUCUUCCCAGUGGCGUGGCAAGCUGAGGUAACUGAAGGGGAUCCCGGGGCGGGCGGAGUGACGGCUGAGCUUGUGCCUCCGCUUGUCAGGCAGGAGCCGAUCCGGAGCGAUGGAGUAUAUGACAGAACCGGCUGACCGCAGUCCGGGACACAUCUUGUGCUGUGAGUGUGGCAUUCCAAUUAGUCCAAAUCCUGCCAAUGUUUGUGUGGCCUGUUUACGAAGUAAAGUUGACAUCAGCCAAGGUGUUCCAAAGCAGGUCUCCAUUUCUUUCUGCAAACAGUGCCAAAGAUACUUUCAGCCGCCAGCAUCGUGGAUACAGUGUGCUCUAGAAUCCAGGGAGCUUCUUGCUUUGUGCUUGAAAAAAAUUAAAGCACCUCUAAGUAAGGUUCGCCUUGUCGAUGCAUGCUUUGUUUGGACUGAGCCCCAUUCCAAGAGGCUUAAAGUUAAAUUGACAAUUCAGAAAGAGGUGAUGAAUGGUGCUAUCCUUCAGCAAGUGUUUGUGGUGGACUAUGUUGUUCAGUCCCAAAUGUGUGGAGACUGCCAUAGAGUAGAAGCUAAGGAUUUCUGGAAGGCCGUGAUUCAAGUCAGGCAGAAGACUCUUCACAAGAAAACGUUCUACUAUCUGGAGCAGUUGAUUCUGAAAUACGGAAUGCAUCAGAAUACAUUGCGUAUCAAAGAGAUUCAUGAUGGUCUGGAUUUCUACUAUUCUUCAAAACAACAUGCUCAGAAGAUGGUGGAGUUUCUUCAGGGUGCGGUUCCCUGCAGAUACAAAGCAUCACAAAGAUUGAUCUCCCAAGAUAUCCAUAGUAACACAUACAAUUACAAGAGCACUUUUUCUGUUGAAAUUGUUCCAAUAUGCAAGGAUAAUGUUGUCUGCCUAUCACCAAAACUGGCGCAGAGUCUUGGAAAUAUGAGCCAGAUAUGUAUUUGUAUUCGAGUAACUAGUGCCAUCCAUCUCAUAGACCCGAACACCCUACAAGUUGCCGAUAUUGAUGGAAACACGUUCUGGAGCCACCCUUUCAAUAGUUUAUGCCACCCUAAACAGCUCGAAGAGUUCAUUGUGAUGGAAUGCAGCAUAGUCCGAGAUCUGAAACGAAGUGCCGGGGCUGGAGUCCUAUCAAAAAAACAUACCCUUGGGGAGGUCUGGAUCCAGAAGACAUCUGAAAUGGACACAGAUAAGCAGUAUUUUUGUCGGACUCACUUGGGACAUCUUUUAAAUCCUGGAGACCUGGUGCUGGGAUUUGAUUUGGCCAACUGUAACUUAAACGAUGAGCAUGUCAACAAAAUGAAGUCAGAUAGAGUUCCAGAUGUGGUGUUAAUUAAGAAGAGCUAUGACCGUACCAAACGCCAGCGCCGUAGAAACUGGAAGCUGAAAGAGCUUGCGAGGGACAGAGAAGACAUGGACACAGAUGAUGAAAGGCAAUAUCAAGAUUUCCUUGAAGAUCUUGAAGAAGAUGAGGCAAUUAGAAAAAAUGUCAACAUUUACAGAGACUCCACCAUCCCUGUGGAGAGUGACACGGAUGAUGAAGGAGCCCCUCGAAUUAGUCUGGCUGAGAUGAUUGAAGACCUUCAUAUUUCCCAAGAUGCCACUGGUGAAGAAGGUGCAUCAAUGAUGUCAUGAUGAGCUAUGGUAUAUGCUGUUUGCGUGUCUGUGACCUCAGAAGUCAGCACAUGCAUUCCUUUGUAUUUUGAGAGGAGAAUUUGGUCUUAAAGCUGAAUAUAUGACUAUUUUGAUUGUUCACUUACAGUAUUGAAAGGUUUCAUAGUUUGAUGGUUAGGAAAAGCGCUGAGAUGGAACGUAGUUGUUACUGAGGCAUCUAAUGCAGUUUUAUCUGAGAAGCCGUAGUAGUUUUGCUACUUUAGUGCUGGAUUCAAAGAUAAAGUUAGGAUCCUUUGGAUAUUAACCAAAUAUUAGAAUAUAAGCCAACCUCUUACAUUUGUUUUAUGUUAAUUGCUUUGGCCCACUUUAAAUCACUUUCAUAUCCUUGGGGUAGGGAAAUGAAAAUUCAGUUUAUCACAGGACAACUGGGAAGUUAAUCAUUUUAUUUCUACAUAGAAUUAGUAUCCUUACCCCUUUUCUCCCUUCCUGGGUUUAAACUCAAGGCUGUACUUAAAUAGUUGCUGUCCAGUCAUUAAGGUAUAACUUUAGCUUUAUAAAAAAAACUUAACUGAGGGUUAUUUUAAUUUUUAUUUCAGUAGACUAAAAUGUAUUUAAAUGUGUGUAGGUUUGUAUGGAGCACAGAUUAGUUUUACAGGUUAAAUAACAAUUUGAUUUGUAUUCUACUUUGGACAGCAGCUUAGGGUGAUAGCUUGCUUUUAUUAUAAAAAUGUCUGUCCCUUGUAUCAAGGAUAUAAUUUUCAAAUUCGGGGUUUCAAGUUGAGAAUAAAGACUAUUUUUUCUGUCCACUUCUGCCACUGAACAUAAUGCACCACCGUCAGCAAGAAUGAUUGUAGGUGAUGGAAGACUACUUCUUAGUCAAGUAGCUUGCUAAGGAAGAUGUUCUAUUAAACCAAGAGUAAUGCCUUCCAUAUCCCGAAAGAAGAGUGUUGGCUCGGGUUUAAGCAUUUUGAAAAUGAAUUUUUAUAACCUUGUUCCUACAAGAUUUGGUAAAUGCACCUCUCUGAAUGUUCUUUACUUAGUUCGUAUGUACCAUUAAGAAUGAACUGCUUUUUAAGACUCGACUCACUGGUUUUUGAAGUUAGGAGUAAAGGCCCAAACAUCCUCCAGUCCUUCAUUUCUGGAUGUGUAUUCAUCUAAAAAGCAUGUUCUGUCCUGGUGGUAGACUGAUGGGGACGGCAGUUUGAGCAUGACCAUAGCAAGUUCUCACUUGUUUUACCACUGGUUGGUUCAUCAAGAUUUUAAGGCAGUAUUCAUGCCCUUUUCUAAAGUGAAGUUGUUAUAUACUUAAUGUGAUUUUCCCACUUAAAAAAUUUGGUUUCCCUCUAACCUUAGUCUUUCUUGAAUAAAGGUAUCCAAGAGCUUGCCGAGUCAAGUAGCUUGCUAAAUCUACCAUUUCCGUGAGUCCCAUGGUACUCUGACUGUUCAGGUUGAUUAGCUUCCCAACCAAGAAGUUGUUUAUAGUCAGCUUUGUAAAUUCUGUGAUUAUCAUUGUAUAUAAUGGAACACACACUUGAAAGCUGCUCCUUUCUUGUCAGAAGUCUGAUGAGCAAGGAAGAAGAUGAGGGAGAGUUUGUUCUGCAAUUGAGAUGUUUAACAGUCAAGCUAAUACCUUGCCAGAGUCUGGGGACUCCAGGGCGUGCUUCCUUAGUUGGUGUGAGUCAAGGUCUUAAUUUUAAUAAAUGUAUUCAUGUUGACUUCUAUCCUUCGAUUGCUUGGUAUUCAGUUGUUGCUGCUUUUACCUAGCUUUUUAGUUCUGUUACUUCUAGCCCAAGGGAUAUUUUUAAAAAUAACAUUUACCCAUAAUUUCAGACUUACAGAAAGGUACGAAAAAAGUUUAGAGAUUUCAUGGUUAACCUUAACCCAGAUUUGGCAAGUCAAACAUUUAUCUUGCUGGCUUUCUCUCUUUCCUUUCCUUCUCACUAGUUUUUAAUUCUACCAUUUCAGAGAAUGGCUGGCCUUGGAGAGAGUGCUGGUUUAGCAUGGUCAAACCCUGGCUUGAAUGCCCAGGACCUCUACUCCUCUCUACCAUUACCCUCCGCCCCACCAAAAAAGAGAAGGGUGAUGCUUUUUUUAGCGUCCGGCAUGCCCAGCCAGCACUCAAGUGCUGUGUGUGUCCCAGGAUAGCUGUGUGGCCCAACAUUGUGUCAUGUGUUUAAAGGUUGGACAGCCCUGUCAGAGAUGAGGAUUUUUCAUUCUAAAAGCAAGAAAUUAUUUAAUAAUAAUUAGUGUGUCAUUCUUAAAUUAAUACAGUUCUAAACUUUUACCCAAUCGGUAGGAUGCUGAGGUCUUGCUAUUUGUCUCAGUAGAGUCCUUCGCAGAUGUGUCCAUGUAAGAGUUUGUGUUACAUUAGCAUCUCAUACCUCUCUGAGCUGGACCAGUCCUUAAGAGUAUGUUUUGUUUAAAGGAUACAAGACAGUUAUUUGUAGAAUAACUGCAGGUUGACUUUGUCUUUUUUUCCUGUGCCUACAUUUAGAUUAUGUCAUUUUGGGGGUUGCUCGAAAGGGAUGUCAAACCUGGUGCGUUAUCCUAGCAUGCAUAUGCUGCCCGUGAGUCCAGAUGCUCCCAAACCUGGUAUUGUUUUUUUGGCUUCCUGUUCUGAGAAUGAGCUCUCAUUCCAUAUAUUUCUUUAUUCCUUUUUAAUAUAUAUAUAUCUUUGUAGACUAUAUAUUUUUUUCUCCUCUUUGAAUCUAGUAUGAUUUAAUUGUGUACAAUCUACCAUCGAGCUGUAACCACAGGUUCCCAUUACUCCCAACUUACAGUUCUUUAUUAAGGUAAAAAUUUUACUUGUUCUUUAAAAGUUCAUUUUCUACAUGUAGACAGAAUCACUCUUUGAUGUGUAGUUCUGAAGUUUUAUAUAUGUAGAUUAUGUAAUCACAAUCAAAGUACAUACAAAGUCAGCACACACGCACACACACACACACGCAUGUACGCACGCGCUAAAAACCCCUCACUGUUUUUAAACUGUACCUGUAUUCCCUCGAUAAUAUCUAAUCUGA
This is a messenger RNA of Chionomys nivalis (European snow vole), 4622 nucleotides long. RefSeq names its product NMD3 ribosome export adaptor (gene Nmd3). Gene Ontology annotation, biological process: ribosomal large subunit export from nucleus. Gene Ontology annotation, cellular component: cytoplasm; nucleus. The record is from RefSeq and is a predicted model, not a curated record. Gene Ontology annotation, molecular function: ribosomal large subunit binding. The transcript has 16 exons. Bases 115 to 1626 code for a protein of 503 amino acids. Lineage: Eukaryota; Metazoa; Chordata; Mammalia; Rodentia; Cricetidae.